Molecule: messenger RNA, 3466 nt
Organism: Biomphalaria glabrata
Lineage: Eukaryota; Metazoa; Mollusca; Gastropoda; Planorbidae
Product: inhibitor of apoptosis protein-like
Exons: 6
Coding region: 99-989 (296 amino acids)
Biological process (GO): positive regulation of protein ubiquitination; negative regulation of apoptotic process; regulation of cell cycle
Cellular component (GO): nucleus; cytoplasm
Molecular function (GO): ubiquitin protein ligase activity; cysteine-type endopeptidase inhibitor activity involved in apoptotic process
Source: RefSeq, a predicted model, not a curated record
UAGACCUCUCCCUUUACCUUCCGAAGUACUAGCGUGACUGGACUAUAUAAACGUGAACGAGAUCUGUGGCUGUCAUUGGCUCCAUAACUCCUGAGAAAAUGAUUCCAGUACAAGAGAGCUCAGCUUGUGAAGACCUGACAAUCUCAACGACAGCGUCGCCCGGGAAAGGAGUCACGUGCGUCGACGGCAAGCCUUCUUACAACGAGCUAGGCAUCUCGCUGGAAAAACCAAAGAAGCUCGACAUGGCCAUCAGAGGCGCCAGGCUGAGGACAUUCGCCCGAUUCCCCGCUGACCACCCUCUUACGGCAGACGAUCUGUCCGAGGCAGGGUUUUACUACGCUGGCAACGAAGACUGCACCCGGUGCUUCUUUUGCGGGGGAGGUCUAAAGAACUGGGACCAGACGGACAACCCGACAGUAGAGCAUGCCAGGUGGUUCCCUAAGUGUGGUUAUAUCCGUCAAUUCAAAGGCCAAGACUUUGUGGACGCUGUCCAAGCGUUGAGCACCAGAUAUGAUAAGAUCACAUACAAGAUGGUGACAGACUUUAUGGGCAUGUUAGCACCAGCCUUUCAACUCAACGAUCGAAAAGACUGUGACCCCGCCAUUAAAGCACUUAUCGAGAUGGGAUAUGAUGCCAGGUCUGUUCUCCAAGCAGCGGAGGAGCUCAUUACUGAAAAUGACUCAGCGUUAUCAUCAGAUAUAAUAUUGGACAGGAUACAACACCAUUGUUGCAAUAAACGCCAAAUAUCUCAAGUAGGCCUACCAGAUAAUUAUAAGUCAAAUACAGAAGAAUCCAUACAAGAUGUCAAGAAAAAUAAUAAAGAAAUGAGACAAUUGGCUACUUGUAAGAUUUGCUUGGACAACAGAAUAGCCGCAGUCUUCCUACCCUGUAGUCACUUUGUGUCCUGUUUAGACUGUGCCAUGGCCUUAAGACAAUGUCCGGUCUGUAGAACGACCAUUAAAGGGACAGUCCGAGCGUUCAUGAGCUGAUGAACAACGAUCUCGAUAGUAAUUUACACGUUGACCAGUAUGGACAGAAUAGGUCAAGACAGAUAAAAACAUUCCAAAUUGAUUAAUUUAACUGUCAACGCAUUAAAAUCUUGUGGUCAAAUAGGAACGUCUGUUUUAUUUUAAACUGACCAAUGAACUUGAUGAUAACCUCAUCCAACCCACCAAGAACAACCAGACCUAGCACACCAACUGAUCCAGUCUAUCAAAGUCAUAUCGACACAGUCCAUCAAAGUCAAAUCGACCCAGUCCAUCAAAGUCAAACUGACCCAGCCCAUCAAAGUCAAAUCGACCCAGCCCAUCAAAGUCAAAUCGACCCAGCCCAUCAAAUUCAAACUGACCCAGUCCAUCAAAGUCAAAUCGACCCAGUAAAUCAAAGAUAAACUGAUCUAGUCCAUCAAAGUCAAAUUGACCCAGUCCAUCAAAGUCAAAUCAACCCAGUCCAUCAAAGUAAAAUCGGAACAGUCCAUCAAAGUCAAAUCGACCCAGCACAUCAAAUUCAAACUGACCCAGUCCAUCAAAGUCAAAUCGACCCAGUCCAUCAAAGUCAAAUCGACACGGUCCAUCAAAGUCAAAUCGACCCAGCCCAUCAAAGUCAAAUUGACCCAUUCCAUCAAAGUCAAACUGACCCAGCCCAUCACCGUCAAAACGACCCAGGCCAUCAAAGACUUACUGAACUGAACUUUGUUCAUCAAAGAUGCUCCAGUCACGUUUUUUUUCCUUUGGAUCAAACUAUUAUUAUAUAUUGACUUUUUAAAAAAAAACUUUUAUAAAAAACAACAACAAACAAAAGAGUUCAAUAAGAUUAAAUCAUGUUGACUUAAAGUGUAUUUAUAAUUCCCAAAUGUUAUAAGCUACGUUAGCUAUGCUCUAUGUGAUAUCAUGUAGGCCUACAUAAAAAAGUACCAUGCUUUAUUUGAUGCUAUGUUGACUUACAAGCUGAAAGUCUAGUUGUUUAUUUGUUAUAUUUACAACUGCUAUCAAUGCAAAUGUUAUUUAUUUAUAAAUUGUAUCUAUGAUCUUUAUAUGUGGGAAAUCAUAUGAUUUUUUUAUUUAAAAAUUCAAUGAAAUUUGAAAGCUUCCACAUAAUAAUAUUAGAUUAUUAUCAUUGUUUCUAUACUCUUAUCUUUUGAAAUAGUAUUCCAAUCGAAUGAAUGAUAUUUUACCCCAUGUAUAAGCUAUUGCUUGUAUGUUGCUCUAUUUUGGAUGUGCUUCUAUCUCUAAUGUCUUUCGGAAGUUGAGACCUGCUUCGGUUGUUACAUUACAUGGUUUGUUAUUUUAAACAUGAUCUCAUUUAUAUUUGUAAGGUCAUCUCAAUUUUCUCUUUGAAAGUGAUUGAUUUUUUGCAUAUAUACAUAUAUACAUUACUGGAAAUAUAUUUAAGUAAACCUUUGGUUUAUCUGUUGCAAACUGUACUUCUGAUGUGCAAUAUUUAGACUCCUAGAGAAAAUGACAUAUUUUUUAUGUGAACAAAAAAAAAUCUGGCAUUGUGUUUUUUUUUCAUAGAGCAUGGAGCGAAUGGCUUUCGAUAAAAAAAAAAACCAAAUAUAUAUAUAUGUCUAUGCAGAGAACCUAAAAUAGCAUAUCCCUCGUUUCACGCACGCACCACAAGCAGUACACACUACAUUUCUCAAUUCUUAUUUCAAUGCAUUCUAAGCCCAGUAUUUGCACACUGCAAUAGCACACUUAAAGGAUGUAUAAACAAAUAUUGAAACUGGUUACAAAAAGGAAUUUCGGCGCGUAAAAGUUAGGAUUUAAAAAAAAAAAAAUUUGGCUUCAUGUUUUAUAGCCAGUGGCGUAGCUAGGGGAGGGAGUAGGGGAGGCCCAAAUUUGAAAAUCCCCUCAGAGAAGUCACAGAGUAGUCUUCAGGAUUGUUUGGCGACGAGAUCGACGGAUUCUCUUCAUCAGCGCCUUUUUUUUCAACGCCUAUGCAACAUUUCUUGACUCUUUUUGAAAAUUUUCAUGACCUGGUCUUUGUCACCACCUCAAAGUUGGUGCCAUAGAGUAGAAACCCUAAUUCUGUAUUGUGUAUGUUAAUUCCAUAUUGUGAAUCUUAUUCACAACCCAUGUGGCACUAAGGUGAACACUUUUGACCUUAGGUGAACCAGAGAGUUAAAGGCAGUCAGUCCACAUAGAGAUCUUGUAGCAAGCACUUGUAUUGAGUCACUUAAGAUAUAAACAGUAGAGUUAGAUGUUUAAAGUAGUUGGUUAUAGAAUAAGUACUAAGUUGUGAUAUUCGUAUAUUACUGUUGGAUUAAUACUGACCAUUCCUGGGUCGAAUUGUAUGGUGUAUUCACUAUGUGGUGUUAUAUUAAACUUAUUGUAUCUGCUACACCCAGCAUCAUUUCAUUAUUCCGUGAUUUAUAACAAGAACCCAAUGUCACCACCACGCCUACAUUGAUAACCACAGCCACAUUCAUAACAUAUAAAAUAAUACGGUGACAUUCUUAAAAUCACUC